GAAGAACAGCAGAAGAAAGACACAAAAAGUUAAUUUUUGUUUGGAUCGGAAGGAAGAGUUUUUCAAUAUUUUUGUGUUUAUUUUAGAAAUAGAAUAAGAAUUUAAUUUAUUUGAAAUCAAAAAACAAUUCAAUCAAACAAAAUGCCUGAAGAGGAAAUGCCAACGGCAUUUCUAAAAUUCAUAGAAAUGGAAAACUUCAAAUCAUACCGUGGCCAUUUAAUAGUUGGACCAUUGAAGGAAUUCACAGCAGUAAUUGGGCCAAAUGGAUCAGGAAAAUCAAAUUUCAUGGAUGCUAUAAGUUUUGUUAUGGGUGAAAAAACAUCGAGCCUUCGAGUGAAACGUCUGAACGAUCUUAUACAUGGUGCGUCGAUUGGCAAACCUGUGGCGCGCUCUUGUUAUGUUACAGCCAAAUUUAUAGUGAAUGGAGAUACUCAAGUGGACUUCCAAAGAUGUGUUACGGGUGGUUCAUCGGAGUACAGAAUCAGUGGAGAGAGUGUUUCGAGUAAUACCUACUUGUCGAGAUUGGAAAAGUUGGGGAUCAAUGUUAAAGCAAAGAAUUUCUUGGUGUUUCAAGGAGCUGUGGAAAAUAUUGCUAUGAAAAGUGCCAAGGAACGUACAGCUUUGUUCGAAGAGAUCAGUGGUUCUGGACUUCUUAAGGACGACUACAAUCGACUAAAACAAGAGAUGAAUCUUGCCGAAGAGGAGACACAAUUUACUUACCAAAAGAAAAAAGGAAUUGCUGCUGAACGCAAAGAAGCUAAACACGAGAAAAUGGAAGCUGAUCGUUAUGCCCGCCUAAAGACAGAAUAUAACGAAAAACAAGUGGAAUAUCAAUUGUUUCGGCUCUUUCACGUCGAGAAAGACAUCGAGAAACUCAACAAAGAUCUGGAAGCCAAACAGGAGGAAAUAAAAGCCGUCGAAGUGAAGAAAGAACAAGCCGAUGAAGUCCUAAAGGAGAAGAAAAAAGAAUCCGGCAAAAUAGGUCGUGAUCUGGCCAAAGUCGAUCAAGAAAUUCGUGAAGUUGAAACUUCAAUCAAUAAAAAACGACCACUCUUCAUAAAGGCCAAAGAAAAGGUAUCGCAUUGUCAAAAGAAACUCACGUCAUUGGUAAAGACCCUAGAGACAGCCAAAGAAGCUGACAAUGCCCAUCAAUGUGACAUCAGGAAUUUGGAUCAAAAACUAGCCGAUGUUGAGGCUUUGAAGAAACGCUUCGAAGAAGAGAUCGAGGGAGAAUCUCAGAGGCGUGGCAAGAGUGUUCACAUGGAAGAGGGUCUCGUUCAGGAGUAUGAUCGUCUCAAGCAAGAAGCUGAAGCAACAGCCACACAAUAUCGAUCGAAUUUGGAUUCGGUCAAUCGUGAGCAAAAAUCCGAUCAGGAUUUACUUGACAGCGAAAUGAACCGCAAAGCAUCAAUCGAUGAGGCAUUUAAGAAGUUGACUCUUCAGAAGGAAGAAGCCAUGAAGCGACACGAUAAGCUUAUGGAUCACAUCAAAUCCAGUCAGGCGGCUCUUGAGGAGCAGAAUCGUAUAAAGGAAGAUCUAAGGCGUGAUGUUGGCUCAUCGAAGGAGAAAAUUGCAGAGAAGCAACGUGAGUUGGAGAAUGUUCGUGAUCAGUUGGGCGAUGCCAGAAUUGAUAAACACGAAGAUGCUCGCCGAAAGAAAAAGCAAGAAGUUGUGGAGUUGUUUAAGAAACAGGUCCCCGGAGUAUACGAUCGGAUGAUUAACAUGUGUCAACCCACACACAAACGAUACAACGUUGCAGUUACCAAGGUGCUGGGUAAAUACAUGGAGGCCAUAAUUGUCGAUACUGAGAAGACAGCACGUCACUGCAUUCAGAUCCUCAAGGAGCAAAUGUUGGAAGUAGAGACUUUCCUGCCACUGGACUAUUUGCAAGUGAAGCCACUGAAAGAACGAUUGAGAAACAUCUCGGAGCCUCGUAAUGUGAAGCUGGUCUUUGAUGUCCUUAAAUUCGAUCCGCCAGAGAUUGAGCGUGCUGUCUUGUUUGCAACCAACAACGCCCUCGUCUGUGAGACCCCUGAGGAUGCCAUGAAAGUUGCCUACGAAAUUGAUCGCAGUCGAUUUGAUGCUCUCGCUUUGGAUGGAACAUUCUAUCAGAAAUCUGGUAUCAUAUCUGGUGGUAGUCAUGAUUUGGCUCGGAAAGCCAAACGAUGGGACGAGAAGCAUAUGGCACAGUUGAAAAUGCAAAAAGAAAAACUCACCGAGGAAAUGAAGGAGUUGGUGAAGAAAUCACGCAAGCAGAGUGAGCUGGCAACUGUUGAGAGCCAAAUUCAGGGCUUAGCAAAUCGUCUAAAGUACAGUAUGGUAGAUUUGGAAUCGUCCAAAAAAUCAAUUUCACAAUUUGACAGGCAGUUAAAGGAUGUUCAAGGUCAACUUGAUGAAUUUGGCCCAAAAAUUAGUGAAAUCGAACGCCGAAUGUUAAAGCGUGAUCAGCGUAUUCAGGAGAUCAAAGAAAACAUGAACAACGUCGAAGAUAAAGUUUUUGCUAAAUUCUGUCGUCGUUUAGGUGUCAAAAACAUCCGUCAAUACGAAGAGCGGGAACUCGUAAUGCAACAAGAGCGUGCCAGGAAGCGGGCUGAGUUCGAACAGCAAAUCGAUGCAAUUAAUACGCAAUUAGAUUUUGAGAAACAAAAGGACACAAAAAAAAAUUUGGAACGUUGGGAGAGAGCCGUUCAGGAUGAAGAAGACGCCCUGGAAGAUCUAAAAGUAGCUGAAAAACGGUACUUGAAAGAAAUCGAACAAGAUAAAGAAGCUAUUGAAAAGUUAAAGCAAGGAAAACUAACCAAAAAGACUGCCGUUGAUGAAAUGGAGGAAGAAAUCUCGAAGGCUCGUCGUGAUGUUGCAAACUUGGCUAAAGAAAUUCAUUCCCUGGGUAGUCAAGUGUCUGGCAUUGAGGCGAAAAUUGAGACUAAAAAGAACGAGAGACAUAAUUUGCUGAUGCAAUCUAAGAUGGAUUGUAUAGCUAUUCCAUUACAUAAAGGAUCUCUGGAUGAUGCAGUUCGGCAAGGUGAUUCGGAAACUACAACAAAUGGAACAUCGACUUCUAUGAUUCUUGAAAAGGAAAAUCUAAUUGAAGUCAACUACAGCUCGUUGCCUCGUGAACUUUGUAAACUUAAAGACGACUCACACUUCAAAAAAACCAACGAUUCUCUGCAAAAGGAUUUACAAUCCAAAUUGGACAUUCUUGAGCGAAUUCAAACACCCAACAUGAAAGCCAUGCAAAAAUUGGAUCGUGUUACCGAAAAAGUCGCCUCUACAAAUGAAGAAUUUGAAAAUGCCCGUCGCAAGGCUAAGAAAGCAAAAGCAGCAUUUGAAAAGGUCAAAAACGAACGUGCUGAAAAAUUCAUUCGUUGUUGUAAUCAUAUUUCGGAGGCAAUCGAUGGCAUUUAUAAAUCUCUAGCACGCAACGAAGCAGCUCAAGCCUAUUUGGGUCCGGAUAAUCCUGAAGAACCCUAUUUAGAUGGAAUAAAUUAUAAUUGUGUUGCACCGGGAAAACGUUUCCAACCGAUGAGUAAUUUGAGUGGUGGUGAGAAGACAAUUGCUGCUUUAGCUUUGUUGUUUUCUAUUCACAGUUUUCAACCUGCUCCAUUUUUUGUUCUUGACGAAAUUGAUGCAGCUUUGGAUAAUACGAACAUUGGAAAAGUCGCAUCUUAUAUUCGCGAUCAUACGAUGAACCUACAAACUAUUGUCAUUUCGCUCAAAGAGGAGUUUUAUGGACAUGCUGAUGCAUUGGUUGGAAUUUCACCAGCUGAUGGAGACUGUUUAAUUUCCAAUGUUUAUCUUUACGACCUUACAGAAUUUCCAGACAAAUAAUUUUAUGUUUUUGUAUUGAAAUAUUUAUUAAUUUGUAUUACAUUAAAAAAAAAAAACUAUACUAAAACUAAUAAAUUAAAAAAAAAAUAA
This is a messenger RNA of Eupeodes corollae, 3918 nucleotides long. It is a transcript of the gene SMC1, whose product is annotated as structural maintenance of chromosomes protein 1A. The transcript is spliced from 13 exons. Gene Ontology annotation, molecular function: DNA binding; ATP hydrolysis activity; ATP binding. The record is from RefSeq and is a predicted model, not a curated record. NCBI's taxonomy places the organism in Eukaryota, Metazoa, Arthropoda, Insecta, Diptera, Syrphidae. Bases 142 to 3828 code for a protein of 1228 amino acids. Gene Ontology annotation, biological process: sister chromatid cohesion. Gene Ontology annotation, cellular component: chromosome; cohesin complex; nucleus.